GCAUCUCGAAGCAUGAAGAAGAAAGCCCGCCAUCAGCGCCCAGCGGCGCUAAAGAGGGACUCGUCACCCAUCAAGCCGUCACCCAACCGGGAGACGUUGACAUAUGCGCAGGCCCAACGCAUGGUGGAACUGGAGGUGGAUGGCCGUGUGCACCGACUGAGCAUCUUCGACAAGCUGGACAUCAUCAAUGACGAAGACCCAACAGCGCAGGAGAUCCUGGAGUGCAACAGCAACAAGGAGAACAGUGAGAAGCCCCAGCAGGUCUUGGUGCGCUCGGUGCGCCUCAAAAACAGCCAGCGCAAGAAGAACGCCACACUGGCACCCCCGCAAGGCACCUCACAGUCACAACCCCCUGUCACCCUGCUGGAACCCAAAGUGAGGACAGUGGAGUACAAUUUGCCUGUGGUACCCAAGAGGCCGUCUGCAUACUAUAAGUAUAUGGAGCGGACGGAGGAGGAACUGGAUGAGGAGGUUGAGUACGACAUGGACGAGGAGGACUACGCCUGGCUGGAGUUGCUCAAUGAGAAGCGCAAGAGCGAGGGCAUCAGCCAGGUGUCCAACAACCUGUUCGAGUUCCUCAUGGACCGUUUCGAGAAGGAGUCGUACGCCGCCACCCAGGGCCUGAGCGAAGCGCAGUCGCUGGUGGAUGAGGACGCCGUGUGCUGCGUGUGCAUGGACGGCGAUGGCGCUGACAGCAACGUCAUCCUCUUCUGUGACGCCUGCAACAUUGCCGUCCACCAAGAGUGCUAUGGUGUGCCCUACAUCCCUGAAGGCCAGUGGCUGUGCCGCCACUGCCUGCAGCGUCCGGCGCGGCCUGCAGAUUGUGUCUUCUGCCCCAACCGGGGUGGCGCCCUCAAGAAGACGGAUGACGGCCGCUGGGGCCAUGUGGCCUGCGCCCUCUGGGUGCCUGAGGUGGGCUUCUCAGACACGGUGUUCAUCGAGCCCAUUGACGGCGUGCGCAACAUCCCGCCCGCUCGCUGGAAGCUAACGUGCUACCUCUGUAAGGAGAAAGGGGCUGGUGCCUGCAUCCAGUGUGACCGCGUCAACUGCUAUGCCGCCUUCCACGUCAGCUGCGCCCAGAAGGCUGGCCUUUUUAUGAAGAUGGAGCCAAUCAAAGAGGAGACACCCCCUGGCACCUUCUCUGUCAAGAAAACUGCGUACUGUUGCAGCCACACACCAGACGGCUGCGACCGCCGCCCACUCAACAUCUAUAAGGAGCAUCACCCCAAGAACGGCGCUUGCCACAAGCGUACCGAACGGCGCGGCAGGGCCCGUGCCAAAGCCUGGUACAAGAAGCGCAGCAAGCGGACUGAGCCCCUGCCAGAACCCCAACCGGAACCUGGGGGCCCUGGCAGCUCAGGACCCAGUAUCACGGCCUCCAGUUUGGACACCAUCCUGAAAGAAGUGGCAGUACAGAAGAAACGUCCAUUCGUUGAACGUGUUCUGAGUUACUGGGUGUUGAAGCGGCAGUCCAGGAAUAAUGUCCCACUUAUUCGUCGCCUGCAGGCCAAUCCACCCCAGACUCCCAAGUCCUCGUCGGCGGAUCGCUCAAAGACCAACAAGGUGCUAAAGGAGCAGCUGAAGGAGUGGCACCGACUCAGACAUGACCUGGAGCGAGCACGAUUGCUGCUGGAGCUCAUCAGGAAGAGGGAGAAGCUCAAGAGAGAGGAGAUGAAGCUGCAGCAGUCAGCGCUGGAAGUCCAACUAACACCGUUCAACAUCCUGCUGAGGGCAGUGCUUAGCCAGCUACAGCAGAAGGACCACUACAAUGUCUUUGCCCAGCCAGUUAGCACCGUGGAGGUCCCUGACUACUUGGACCACAUCAAGCAGCCAAUGGACUUCUCCACAAUGAGGUCACGCAUAGACAGUCAUGCCUACUGCAACCUGGAUGACUUUGAGGCCGACUUUGAUUUGAUCAUUGCCAACUGCAUGAAGUAUAACGCCAAGGAGACUUUCUUCUACAAGGUGGCCCAGAGGAUGCAGGACCAAGGAGGCGUAAUCUUACGCCGUGCCCGAAAGGAGAUUGAAAGGAUUGGCUUUGAUUUCCCCAGCGGCCUCUUGCUCGCUGAGGCCCCCAAAGUGGAGGUGCCUCCCCCCUUCACCUGGGAGGAUGUGGAUCGCCUGCUGAGCCCGUCAUACCGCCGCCUGACGCCGCUGGAGGAUCAGCUAAAGGAACUCCUGGAAAAGUUGGAUCUCAGCACAGCCAUGAAGAACAGUCCGUCUCGUAGCAAGAGGCUCAAGCUGCUCAAGAAGACCAUCAUGGAGGUCCGAAGCGAGAUGGGCCUCAAGAAGUCUCUACCGCCGACACAACCGGUCAUAGAGAGACCGCCUCCUGAACCUUCGGAGUCUCUCCCCGCUCCUGAGGUGAGCGGUUCCACUCCGCCGACGUUAGAAGCGCCUCUGGCAUCGACGCAAUCAGAAGUGCCGUCGCCACCACCUGACCUGGGACCACCCUCCUUGAAGCCUGUGGAGCACCCUCCUACGGAGCCAGGUGACAUCACUUGCACCUCAGCUACCUCAGCGCCUUGCCCCAAGCUCAACGGGCACCUCUCUAAUGGCGACGAAGCCGAGGAACAGAACAAUGUCCUCUUGCGCAAGUCCAAGAGCAUCAGCCCGCAGAAACCACCCAAGGGCAAGGAGGUGUCCGCCACCCCCUCGCUGUCCCCGCCCUCGCCAUUGGGUGCCAAAACUUUCCUAUCGGUGGUCAUCCCUCGACUGGAGACCCUCCUGCUGCCCAAGAAGCGGCCGAGGAGUAGCAAUGUCGAGGGUGAAGACGAUGAAGAGUCGCCUAUCAAGCGUCUGGGUACAGGGAUUGCCAAUGGUUUUGUGGUUGAGGAAGAGGAGGAAGCCCCGCUGCCUCGAUUACUAGAACCUCGACGCCGCUGCGCCUCUGAGUCUAGCAUCUCCUCGGGUGGCAGCGUCUUGUCCGGCGCCAGUUCUGCGGCGGCCUCCAAAAGCAGCAAAGUACGACCGGCGGCAGCCCGACGAAACACUGUGGAUGACAAAAGUGCUCUGAUAUCGUGCGUCGAAAAUGGAGAGCUCAAUCACGCUGUCAAGAUCUCGUCAGAACUUAACGCUACACAGGCGUGGAAGCCCUCGACCGCCUUCCCCUUUGUUGUGGAGCCUCUUAAGAUAGUUUGGGCUAAAUGUAGUGGAUAUCCCUCCUAUCCCGCCCUGAUCAUGGACCCGCAAGCACAGAGGAUGGGGCGGCGGCGGUACAACGGGGUGGGGCAGGCGGAGCUUCCCCUCCCGCCGCGGGACGUGCUCCGAACCGGCGAGCGGAUGCAGUUCAGGUCCGCCGAGAAACUCUUCCUCGUCCACUUCUUCGACAACAAGCGCAGCUGGCAAUGGCUUCCUAGAUCGAAGAUGUCUCCGUUCGGUGUGGACCACAGUCUGGACCGUAUCAAGCUGCUGGAGUCUGGCCGCUCUCACCUGCAGAAGUCUGUGCAGCGAGCCUUCGAACGGGCCAUGAAGCACCUCAAAGACGGCAAUACGAGUGGCCAGCGGGAGAGCGACAGCAACUGA
This is a messenger RNA of Nerophis lumbriciformis (worm pipefish), 3525 nucleotides long. The record is from RefSeq and is a predicted model, not a curated record. NCBI's taxonomy places the organism in Eukaryota, Metazoa, Chordata, Actinopteri, Syngnathiformes, Syngnathidae.